Molecule: messenger RNA, 1759 nt
Organism: Prunus persica (peach)
Lineage: Eukaryota; Viridiplantae; Streptophyta; Magnoliopsida; Rosales; Rosaceae
Product: DNA-directed RNA polymerases II and IV subunit 5A
Exons: 7
Coding region: 172-792 (206 amino acids)
Biological process (GO): DNA-templated transcription
Cellular component (GO): RNA polymerase III complex; RNA polymerase II, core complex; RNA polymerase I complex
Molecular function (GO): DNA-directed RNA polymerase activity; DNA binding
Source: RefSeq, a predicted model, not a curated record
GCCUUGCCAUCAUUAGCUGUACACGUAAGUUGCCAUAAUCUCCAGGUGGCAGCAGCUCAUGCUUUGCAUGCUUCUGCGUAUUUGGCAAGAUCAUAACCCCGCUUCAGCACUUCCCAUCCAAUCUCGAACUCGGAGGCUUGAUCUGCUGCAAAGGGCCAAAAAGUGAGAAAGAUGGUUUUACCAGAAGAAGAGAUCACAAGGCUUUACAGAGUUCGAAGAACCGUGAUGCAAAUGCUGAGAGAUCGGAAAUACUUAGUUGGAGAUUUUGAGAUCAACAUGACAAGAGAACAGUUCAAGGCCAAAUAUGGAGAAAACAUGAAAAGGGAAGACCUUACUAUCAAUAAGACAAAGAGAAAUGACAGCACUGAUCAGCUUUACGUAUUCUUUCCUGAAGAGCCAAAGGUUGGGGUCAAGACCAUAAAAACUUACACCAACCGCAUGAAAUCGGACAAUGUAGCCAGAGCAAUCUUGGUUACUCAACAAAAUAUGACUCCCAUGGCAAGGACCUGUAUAAGCGAAAUAUCUUCAAAAUUCCACAUGGAGGUUUUUCAGGAGCCAGAGUUGAUGGUGAAUGUUACAGAACAUGUUCUAGUUCCUGAGCAUCAGCUGCUUACAAAUGAGGAAAAGAAGACCUUACUGGAGAGGUAUACUGUGAAAGAGACACAGCUUCCUCGUAUUCAGUUGACCGAUCCAGUUGCAAAAUAUUACGGGCUUAAGCGUGGACAAGUUAUGAAGAUAAUCCGGCCAAGUGAGACUGCAGGACGAUACAUCACCUACCGUUAUGUUGUGUAAUGCACUUACUUUCAUUGUUAGUUGACACCUGACCUGCUAGUGCUCUGUUUAUAAAUACUUGUGGCUGGAUGAGAGAGAGCUCACAAGUGAAGCAGUCUUUGCAUUUAGCAUCUUAGGCAACUGUUAUAAGUAUUUUUACAAUAGAGUCAACACUAGCUAUUAUACUGGACUUGGUGUUGACUUUAUCUUCAGCUAUUAUAUUAGCAUUCUUCCAAGCCAAUAUUAAGUCCAGUAUUUUUACUAGGGGUGGGCAUAAAAACCGAUAAACCGAUCAAACCGACCGAACCAAACCAAACCAAACCGAAAAAUAAGAUUUUUUUAACCAAACCGAAAAAGUCAACGCUGGACCUGAACCGAACCGUUGACUUCGGUUCAGGCUUCGGGUUUAAAAAUUUUUAAACCGUUGGACCUGACCCGAACCGACCAUUAUUUAAUUAUAUAAACAUUUGACACAUGGCGUUGUCUCAUUGGCUUAAAUAAGAACUUUGGGUGGGUUUGCUUGCACUAUAUCAGAACCUCUCUCAAAUUUUAAUUUAUUAUUUUUUCACUAACCCUCUCAGACUCACUCUGUAUCUAUCUCUCACUCACUCACGAAACCCUACACUAUUUCUCUCCCGAUCUGAGACUAACCCUACCUCAUCGGCCGCCAUCUCUAUCGCGCGCUCUCUCUGUCUCUCUCUCAACUCAUCUCUCUCUCUCUCUCUCUCUCUCUCUCUCUCUCUCUCUCUCUCUCUUAGUCACAUCUUUAAGUCUCUUAGAGACGCGAGACUCAUUCUCUUUCUCCAAACCUAACCAAACAUCAAUCCAAUAUCAUUGGUUUUUGGAGCGAAUCCUUGUAAAUUUUGGAGGGCUCUGGUUCAUUCUAAGUUGUUGUGCUUAGUCUCUGUGGGUUUGGAUUAAUAGGCAAAAUUGAAGAGGCUAGGUUUUCCACUGUAAAAGUUUUGGCGGCAGCAGAAGGAAGCAGAAA